AUGACUCUGUUACUAUUUAUUACUAUCUUUUACUUGAAUGACUAUCCUGUGCUAGAAAUGAUAUACUGCUUACCAAUUAUAGCUUUCUUAUAGUUGAUUUAAUAUCUCCUCUUUUGGUGUCCUUACGAAAAUUGCUUAACACCUUUUCUAACUCUUAAUAUUUGUUGUUUUGUAAUCAGCUUAGGUUUAUUUUUAGGUCUUUUUUUAGGGAUAUUUAAUUAAACAUUAAAGUAUCAAUUUUAAGAAAUCUAAGAGUGUUCAGUCAUAGGAAAGUUUUCUACAGAUUUUUAAGAAUUUCCACAUUUAUCUAGUGAAAAAUACUCAAUUCUAUAUAUUGAUUUUUAGAUGGAUGAUCAAAAAUUUUUAGGUUAUGGUUGUUUGUCUUCAGAGACUAAAGAUACUAUUUCAGCAACAAUUCAAACACAUAAUCCACUAACAUUUUUGUAUUAUGGGGAAUAGCAAUGUUCUUAAGGAGCAUGCUCUCUUCCAUAUUAAUUUAGCUAAGUUAAACUGCCUAGCUGGAUGUGUCUUCCAUUUGAUACUAAUUAUGAGGAUUUAGUUCAGACUAAAAAUUGUUAUGUGCAUUUCUUUAAUAGCAGAAUAGAAAAAGAUCAACCUAAAGACUAAGCUUACUUAAAUUCUAAAAAUAGAAUAAAUGUUAGAGAUUUAGAGCAAUUCGCACUCAUAUCUUUCAAUAAGCUUAAUGCCCCUUUUUCUUAGUAUUUUGCUUUCUUAGUAUUUACUUUUUGUCCUCUUAUAUCCUCAACAAAUGUAUUAUUUAUAGGAUUAAUUGGAUAUAUAGAAAAAUAUAUCAAAUCUAUUACGAAAAAUAAUAAAAAAUACACAAAUAUAUUUUAAUUUAAUGAAAUAGAAGUCAUGGAAAUUGCAUGA
This is a messenger RNA of Tetrahymena thermophila SB210, 891 nucleotides long. Its product is annotated as transmembrane protein, putative. NCBI's taxonomy places the organism in Eukaryota, Ciliophora, Oligohymenophorea, Hymenostomatida, Tetrahymenidae. The record is from RefSeq and is a predicted model, not a curated record. The transcript has 2 exons.